AUGGCGGAACAAGCAGAAAGAGCUUUUGCGCGAACGUUCUUGAACACGCUAUCGACACAGCCGAUCACGUACGAGGACGAUUAUCAGCAGCCUCUCCAGUAUUCCCUCAAGAGGGUUCCUGUUCUGCCCAUAGCCGUACCCCCUCCUCCUAAACGUAAACCCCUCGAGGCAUCCGGUUCUUCAUCCGCUGCCCUCUCACUCGUGUUCAAGUCCCUGAAACCAUCUGCUAGCUUCACCCUUUCCGUGCAGCCCACCGACACCAUCGCGACUAUUAAAGCGCAGCUCUCAUCCACACACCCAUCCGCACCACCCCCUGACGCCCAGCGACUCCUUUUGAAAGGAAAGGCACUCGCAGACGCGAAGCUCCUCAAGGAAUACAGCAUCAAAGACGGCGAUACGCUCAAUCUUGUUGUGAAAUCAGGAUUUAAUUGGAAUCCAAACGCACCUGCCCCAUCGGCUUCGACAGAAACCAUGUCCUCCGCUGCACCUCCUAACCCCUUCGGCUCUGCCAAACUUGAACCCAAUCCAAAGCCUUCCCGAGGAAAGCACCAGCGCAUACCAUCCGUCGUGCUGUCGCCUUCGCCGUCAUCUGAUAGUCCGGGAGCGGUGGAGAAGGAUAUUAUGUUGACUCUGGACACAACGGACAUACAGAGCCAGGCUGUUCCGUCGGAAACGCUCUCGACGUAUCACCAAACGGUUUCGCAGCCCGAAUUCUGGGAACGACUAUUUGCUUUCUUGAAGACCGAGUUCACGACAGAAGGAGAUGCAAUUCUUGCAUUCGAAGAUUUCCUAUGUGCAACGAAAGGCUCGCUUACGGCCAGUGAAAUUGCGAAAAUUCGUGAUACAACAGGCGUGGUUGGGAUGGCUGGGAUAUGA
Molecule: messenger RNA, 876 nt
Organism: Cyclocybe aegerita
Lineage: Eukaryota; Fungi; Basidiomycota; Agaricomycetes; Agaricales; Hemipholiotaceae
Source: the annotation of a GenBank genome assembly